Messenger RNA from Ricinus communis (castor bean), 1124 nucleotides. RefSeq lists its product as uncharacterized. Bases 286 to 915 code for a protein of 209 amino acids. The record is from RefSeq and is a predicted model, not a curated record. The transcript has 4 exons. NCBI's taxonomy places the organism in Eukaryota, Viridiplantae, Streptophyta, Magnoliopsida, Malpighiales, Euphorbiaceae.
AGUUAUUUUAUAUCUCUUUUUCUCUUUGUUUCUCUCACUUUCUGUAGAUCCAAACACCUUGUUUGUAACUCCAUCUCUCUUUAUCUGCGUGCUUCUUUGCGUCUAUGGAGAAAGCUUGAUGUACUGUGAAUCUUUCGACCAUUGAGAAAAGAUCUCUCUUUUUGUGGUUGAAUCCUUGUCAAUGACUCGAACCGAUUUGAGGGAAGGCCAUGUAAGCUGUUUGAACCGGGUUGAUUGUUGCUUUGUUGUUUUGAUUGGCUCUGUGGCUCCAUUGGCGUGCGAGGAAUGGGUAAAUGCAAGGGUUGUGGGAAAUUAGGAAGAAUGGUCCCAAGGGUGAAGAAGAAGCAGGUGAAGGGCGAGUUGGAUCGUCUUAAACAAGCUGAGAAGAAAAAGAGGCGCUUGGAGAAAGCACUUGCUACUUCUGCAGCCAUCAUAUCUGAACUAGAGAAGAAGAAGCAGAAGAAAAAGGAAGAGCAGCAAAGGCUUGAUGAAGAGGGUGCUGCAAUUGCCGAGGCUGUUGCUCUGCAAGUGUUACUUGGUGAGGACUCUGAUGAUCCAUGUAAACUUGUUCUAAACAAAGAAGAGGGGUUCAAUCCCUGGGAUUGUGGUAGCAAUAUUAAUCUUUUUAUGGGUGAAGAGAGGGCAUGCCUUCCGCAUCAGGAUGGGUCAAGGCAUUCACAUGAAAGAAUUGGAUGGAUCUCCAAUGCCUGUGGUGCUGGAUGUGAGUGGAGUGAUGCUGACAACAGCAGUUGGUCAUUCUCAUAUGGAUCUUUUGGAAGAGAUGCGCACACACCAUACUUUGAAGACGGAAGUUGGGGGACUGCUGGUCUUAUUGCAGCUCAGGCUGUUUCAUCGCUCCAAAUUGCUGAAGAUGCACACAUUGACACCAUCAUCUUCAAUGGGAUGCUAGGAUGAUAGAUAGAAAGCAUGCUGCCUCAUGGUCUUAGCUCAAAAUAAUGGUUCUGUAUAUAUUUUCUUGAAUGUCAUUGUCAUUUUAUCUAAUCGCUAUGUUGUGCUUCUGGCUCGAACCAAUGUUGCACCAUAGUGCUCUCCGUCUUUUUUCUGUGUCAUUUACUUCUAAGCUUGGUUUCUUAAUGGAGUGCCCUUGUUGACUUGAUACAUUA